Drosophila kikkawai is the source of this 990-nucleotide messenger RNA. It is a transcript of the gene glob1, whose product is annotated as globin 1. Gene Ontology annotation, molecular function: oxygen binding; heme binding; oxygen carrier activity. Gene Ontology annotation, biological process: oxygen transport; response to hypoxia. NCBI's taxonomy places the organism in Eukaryota, Metazoa, Arthropoda, Insecta, Diptera, Drosophilidae. The record is from RefSeq and is a predicted model, not a curated record.
AGAAAAUACGGGACCAGGAAAUAAAACAUAAAUAUAAAGAAUAACGAAAGUGCGAGCAACAAUUGAACGAUAGUGGAACGCUAGCGGAAUUAUGAACGAAUUGGCUUGAAAGCCGCGGCAAACUUUAAGAGAGAGUUAAAGAGUGAAAACUGAGGGAAAACGGAGCUCAACCAUGAACAGCGAUGAGGUGCAAUUGAUCAAAAAGACCUGGGAGAUUCCCGUGGCAACACCCACAGAUUCUGGAGCGGCGAUACUGACGCAGUUCUUCAACCUCUAUCCGUCCAACUUGGAGAAGUUCUCCUUCCGAGAUGUGCCCAUGGAGGAGCUGCCCGGAAAUGCACGCUUUAGGGCGCAUGCUGGCAGGAUCAUCCGAGUGUUUGAUGAGUCCAUCCAGGUUCUUGGGCAGGAUGGCGAUCUGGAGAAACUGGACGAGAUCUGGACCAAGAUUGCCGUCAGUCACAUACCCCGGACCAUUUCCAAGGAGUCGUACAAUCAACUGAAAGGCGUGAUCCUGGAUGUCUUGACCGCGGCCUGCAGUCUGGACGAGAGCCAAGCGGCCACGUGGGCCAAGCUGGUGGACCAUGUCUACGGCAUCAUCUUCAAGGCGAUCGACGACGACGGCAAUGCUAAGUAGAGCAGGCACCUACAGCAGAUGCUACUGAUGCCGGCGGUGGCACAUGCAACACAUGCACAGCUUAUGUAGUUCUAAGUAAUUGAUAAAUGUUAGCUAUUCUCGUUUUGUAAUAAUGAAUGCGAAUGUCCAAAAACCAAAAGCCUAGAAAACAACAAACACCCGAAACGUAUGUCUACGUAGAGCUAUUUCUCUCACACACAACAAAACACAACACAACACACACGCCCACACCCGCACUUGCAUUGCUCUGUAAAGCUUUAACCCAUUGUCAGCCUUAAGCACUUGAUAACAAAAGGAAUAAAUGAAAUCAGCAAGAGAAAUAUAAAACCAACUAAUAAAUACAAAUCAUUUAUAAA